Molecule: messenger RNA, 1071 nt
Organism: Hyaloscypha bicolor E
Lineage: Eukaryota; Fungi; Ascomycota; Leotiomycetes; Helotiales; Hyaloscyphaceae
Exons: 2
Coding region: 1-1071 (356 amino acids)
Biological process (GO): regulation of transcription by RNA polymerase II
Cellular component (GO): chromatin
Molecular function (GO): DNA-binding transcription factor activity, RNA polymerase II-specific; RNA polymerase II cis-regulatory region sequence-specific DNA binding
Source: RefSeq, a predicted model, not a curated record
AUGGCUCCAACAAGCACUCGCUCCUCCUCAAUCUCGUCUGUCUCUUCCUCCAGCUCCAAAUCCUCCUCCGAUGGCAUCAAGAAAAAGUUUGGCUGCAGCCAUCCAGGCUGCGGAAAGUCCUUUUCCCGCUCCGAGCACCUUCACCGUCACGCAUUGAACCACAAGGACGGCAACAACACCUGUCUGCGCUGCAGUGCCCAUUUCCGCCGCCGUGACCUGCUCGACCGACACAUGGCCCGCCACAAGGAAAAGGACGACGAAGCAGGAGGAGAAGGGCUCGGGAUACUAGCUACUAGAAAAAGACUCUGGAGAGACGCGGACGGAAACAUCGUGAAUGCCAGAAGACCCUCAUACGUCCAGGACGGCACCAAGCGACGCGCGCUCUCCCGCCCUGAACGCAAAUCCUCUUCCUCCGCAGACUCCUCCCCCCAGAUUCCAAUGUCGCGAACCGGAUCCACAGCCUCAUCAACAAUCAUCGUCGACACCUCCUCGCUCUCAUCAGUCGACUCACCCAGCUACGCCUCCCCCCUUCCCCACUCCAAGCUCUCAAAACCAGACCUGUCCUCUCUCUCACUUAAGGACAACCCGAACCAAGACUCCCAAUCCUGGCUCACGCUCGCGGCGCUGCCCUCCCCACCCAUCUCCAGCUCCUCGGCGUCCACCUCGGAACACCCGGACGACGCCUCAGAACUCGACGCCCUGUACGAAGACACCUGGCCCCUCUCCCACAACGGCCUGCCCGAAAUCGUCAACGAUUCUCCCGUUCUGGGGCGAGCGUCCGAGUACCCCGCGAGUCCGAGUUGGGGCCCGCAGCCGUUCCAGACGUUCAUGGGCGCGAUGGCUGAGCCGCAGGGCCUCUUUGAUGAUGUGUUUAAGAGCGAGACUGGGUACGAGUGGUUGAGUGGCGGGCAGUGGAGUGGUAGCGGGAUGCAGGCGAUGAGCAGGUGUCGAGAGGAGAAGUACGACCCGCUGUUGUUUAACAAUGAGGGGGAGAGGAAGAGGGAGUGGAGUUCGGCUUUCAAUGAGAGCGGGCUGGGGUUUAGGAGGGGGUUCGGACUGGGUACUGCGUAA